This is a messenger RNA of Vidua chalybeata, 2128 nucleotides long. RefSeq names its product serine protease 8 (gene PRSS8). Gene Ontology annotation, molecular function: serine-type endopeptidase activity. The transcript is spliced from 6 exons. The coding region runs from base 31 to 1215 and encodes 394 amino acids. The record is from RefSeq and is a predicted model, not a curated record. Gene Ontology annotation, biological process: proteolysis. Lineage: Eukaryota; Metazoa; Chordata; Aves; Passeriformes; Viduidae.
GGUGCCGGCGGCCACAGCGGCCCGGGAGCGAUGAGGAGGCGGCGGCGGGAGCCGAGAGCGGGGCCCGGAGCGGGGCCGGCGCUGCCGCCGCCGCCGCCGCUGCUGCUGCUGCUGCUGCUGCUGCUGUUCCUGCCGGCGGGCGGUCACUGGGGGGUGGCAGCAGAGGAUGACACAGUGCCGUGCGGGACCCCCGUGCACCGGCGCGUGGUGGGCGGCUCGGGGGCUCAGGAGGGCCAGUGGCCCUGGACCGUCAGCGUGGCCUUCCGGGGCCGCCACGUCUGCGGGGGGGCGCUGAUCGCCCCGGCCUGGGUGCUGACAGCGGCGCACUGCUUCCCGCCGGAGAACGCCCUCUCCGAGUACCGCGUGACGCUGGGCGUGCUGCAGCUCCUGUCCCCGCCCCCCGAGGCCCAGGUGAGGGGCGUGGCCUCCGUCGCGCGCCACCCGGCCUAUCGCGACUAUCGCGACAGCGACAGCGAGCGGCGGGGCGAGGCCGCGGGGGGGGACCUGGCGCUGGCCCGGCUGGACCCCCCCGCCAGCCCCUCGCGCUUGGUACGGCCCGUGUGCGUCCCCGCGGCCGGCGUCACCUUCGGGCCUGGCACCAACUGCACCGUGACCGGCUGGGGACACGUGAGGACAGCAGUGCCGCUGCCACCCCCCAAGACGCUGCAGCAGCUGGAGGUGCCGCUGCUGAGCCAGCGCCACUGCCGCUGCCUCUACGCGCUGGGGACAGCGGCAGGGCACGGGCUGGGGACACCCGCGGGGGACACCAUCUGCGCUGGCCUCCCGCAGGGACAGCGCGACGCCUGCCAGGGUGACUCCGGCGGUCCCCUCGCCUGCCGCCUCGGUGGCACCUGGCACCUGGCGGGCGUGGUGAGUUGGGGCGACGCCUGCGGGGUCCCCGGGCGCCCGGGGGUCUACACGGGGGUGUCCCCUCACCUGGCCUGGAUCCUGUCCCUCGUCCCCGAGCUGGCCCCGCGCCACCCCCCCCCCGGCGUCCCCGAUGUCCCCGGUGUCACCCCCGAGCCCCCCGGGGACCCCUGCCAGCUCGGGGAGCCCCCCCCGGGGUGGCCGCGGCCGCUGGCCCCCGGCCCGGGGGGGGACACGGGGGGGGACACGGGGGUGACAGCGGGGGUGGCACCGGGGGUGGCACCGGGGGUGGCACCGGGGCUGCUGCUGGGGGCGCUGGGGGGGGCCCUGCUGCUCGUUUUGGGGUGAAAACGCCAAAAUUUGGGGUCCCGGGCCCGACUUUGGGGUGAAAACACCAAAAUUUGGGGUCCCGGGCCCAAUUUCAGGGUGAAAACACCAAAAUUUGGGUUCCUGGGCCCAAUUUCAGGGUGAAAACGCCAAAAUUUGGGGUCCCGGGCCCAAUUUCAGGGUGAAAACACCAAAAUUUGGGUUCCUGGGCCCAAUUUCAGGGUGAAAAUGCCAAAAUUUGGAGUCCCGGGCCUGACUUUGGGGUGAAAACACCAAAAUUUGGGGUCCUGCUGCGGGUUUUGGGGUGAAAAUGCCAAAAUUUGGAGUCCCAGGUCCGACUUUGGGGUGAAAACGUCAGAAUUUGGGGUCCCAGGCCUGACUUUGGGGUGAAAACACCAAAAUUUGGGGUCCUGGGCCUGACUUUGGGGUGAAAAUGUCAGAAUUUGGGGUCCUGGGCCUGACUUUGUGGUGAAAACGCCAGAAUUUGGGGGGUUUGGUUUGGGUUUUGGGGUUAAAACCCGGAUUUGGGGGGUUCUGGUUCAGGUUUUGGGGUGAAAAGCCCAGAUUUGGGGUGUCCAAAAUGGGGGUGACCCCAAAAAAUGGGGUGUGGGAACCCCUGAAAGGAUUGUGGGACCCCAAAAACAGGAGGAGCACCCCAACUUUCGGAGCUGGGGCCCCAAAAAUGGGGGUGGGACCCCAAAAAUGGGGGUGGGACCCCAAAUUUAAACCCUGGGACCCCAAAAAUGGAAGCGGGACCCCCAAAAAAUUGGGAUGGGACCCCAAAAUUGAGUCCUGGGAGCCAAAAAUGGGAGAUGGGACCCCAAAAAUGGGGGUGGGACCCCAAAAACGGGGGUGGGACCCCAAAAUUGAGCCCUGGGAGCCCCAAAAUUCCCCAAAAUUCCCCAAAUUCCCCGAAAUAAAAUCUCGGAGACGC